Messenger RNA from Cheilinus undulatus (humphead wrasse), 1624 nucleotides. It is a transcript of the gene eif2s1b, whose product is annotated as eukaryotic translation initiation factor 2, subunit 1 alpha b. Gene Ontology annotation, molecular function: RNA binding; translation initiation factor activity; ribosome binding. The transcript is spliced from 8 exons. The coding region runs from base 168 to 1115 and encodes 315 amino acids. NCBI's taxonomy places the organism in Eukaryota, Metazoa, Chordata, Actinopteri, Labriformes, Labridae. The record is from RefSeq and is a predicted model, not a curated record. Gene Ontology annotation, cellular component: eukaryotic translation initiation factor 2 complex; eukaryotic translation initiation factor 2B complex; eukaryotic 48S preinitiation complex.
AGCUCUGACGAUCUUUUCCGGGUCGAGAUAUUAGCACACCCAUGAAAGUGAGCUAGCGGGCCCGAGGUCUUCUUUUAAAAUAUCUCAAAAGAAGCAACAAUUGGAAACGUAAACACUCCCAAUACGGAAAAUAACACUUUAUCGUCCUGUAACCAUAUGAUACAGCGAUGCCGGGGCUCAGCUGUCGAUUUUACCAGCACCGGUUCCCAGAGGUGGAGGAUGUCGUGAUGGUGAACGUGAGGUCCAUCGCUGAGAUGGGCGCCUACGUCAGCCUCCUGGAGUACAACAACAUUGAGGGCAUGAUCCUCCUGAGUGAGCUGUCCCGUCGACGUAUCCGCUCCAUCAACAAGCUCAUCCGCAUCGGCCGCAAUGAGUGCGUGGUCGUCAUCCGAGUAGACAAAGAGAAAGGCUACAUCGAUUUAUCAAAAAGAAGAGUUUCCCCAGAGGAGGCCAUCAAGUGCGAAGAUAAAUUCACUAAAUCUAAAACUGUGUACAGCAUCCUGCGACACGUGGCGGAGGUGUUGGAGUACAGUAAGGACGAGCAGCUAGAGAGCUUGUACCAGCGCACCGCCUGGGUCUUUGAUGAGAAAUACAAGCGACCCGGAUAUGGAGCCUACGAUGUCUUCAAACAGGCUGUAUCAGAUCCUGCCAUUCUUGAUGGAUUGGAGUUAACAGAGGAGGAGAGGAGCGUGCUCAUUGACAACAUCAACAGGCGACUCACUCCACAGGCUGUCAAAAUCAGAGCAGACAUCGAGGUAGCAUGUUACGGGUAUGAGGGCAUCGAUGCAGUGAAGGAGGCUCUGAGGGCGGGGCUAAGCUGCUCCACAGAAGCCAUGCCAAUCAAGAUCAACCUGAUCGCUCCCCCUCGCUACGUGAUGACGACGACCACGCUGGAGCGCACAGAGGGUCUGUCUGUCCUCAACCAGGCCAUGGCUGCCAUUAAGGAGAAGAUCGAGGAGAAGAGAGGGGUCUUUAACAUCCAGAUGGAGCCCAAGGUGGUGACAGACACAGAUGAGACAGAGCUCGCCCGGCAGCUGGAGAGGUUAGAGCGGGAGAACGCCGAGGUGGACGGAGACGACGACGCCGAGGAGAUGGAGGCUAAAGCGGAGGACUAGAGUCACACCUCAGAGGAAAGGCUGGUGGGGAGAAAAAACAUCAGAGAGAUGUGGACAUGACCAGCCACAUGGGCUCAGUCCAACAGAUGUUACCUUUCACAUUGCAAACAUUAGCAGGCGUUAAAAGUUCAUUGGCCGACGUCCCGGUUUGUUCAGUAGCAAAGUUUGUUUAAAGGACGACGACACACAACUGUCCUAUUACACAGACAUGGAUGCAAAGAAAGCUAAAUUACAAAUAAACAUCAACAUAGUCUCUAUUUUUAAAUUUGAAAAAUGAAAUAAAGCAGUUUACAAGCAGUGGCCUUCACUUACCUCUUGCUUCAGAGCCCGCUGUCUUCAGUUUCCUGAGGAGAGACUGAGAUUAAAGGGGAAACACUUCAGCUUGUCUGUCUUUACACCCAUCAGCGGUGACUUCAUGUGCUGUUCUCUCUAACAGUUUGAGGGUUUUUAUGGGCAAGACCUGCUCCUGUUCAGCUCACAUGGCAUCAAUAAAGAUCUGGAAGUUUUGA